Gymnogyps californianus (California condor) is the source of this 1015-nucleotide messenger RNA. RefSeq names its product erythroferrone-like. The record is from RefSeq and is a predicted model, not a curated record. Gene Ontology annotation, biological process: negative regulation of gluconeogenesis; positive regulation of D-glucose import across plasma membrane; positive regulation of insulin receptor signaling pathway. NCBI's taxonomy places the organism in Eukaryota, Metazoa, Chordata, Aves, Accipitriformes, Cathartidae. Gene Ontology annotation, molecular function: hormone activity.
AUGCGGCUGCGGGAGCUGUGCCUGGCGCUUCUCUGCGCCGCCGCCGCCGCCGGGACCGGCUCCCCGGGGGCGGCCCGGGAGCACCCGCCGGUUCCGGGAGCAGCCGCGGGGAGGGCAGCGGAGACGGGACGCGGGGGGCCGGGGGCUGCCGCCCGGGCCGGCGGCGUAGACCCCCGGCAGGCAUGGAUGCUGCUGGCCGGGAGCCCCGGGCGGACGAGCGGCAGCCGGGCCCGGGGCAGGACGGGCACGCCUGUCUUGCAAGUCGGUGUGCGAGGCGGAGGCGCUGCCCCUGCCCCCGCCGUGCUGGAAGAGCUGCUGAGGGAGCUGCAUCUCCUGCUGAAAGGCAUGGUGAAGGAGCAGGCGAAGACACGCAGGAAGGCCUGGGAAGGGCGUGAAGAAGAGGAGGAAAGCGGUGAAAGCAACCCACAGGCCAGGUCCCAUCGUCGCGUGGAAGCAGCCUUCCACUGCCGGACACGUGAAAACAUCUCCAUCGAGCAGAGAGCACGGCAGGAGCUGCGCCUCUACUACAUCCCGGAGAGGGAGGGGAUGUUCCACCGUGGCUUGGGGCUGAAUCUGACCAGCGGGCAGUACACAGCCCCCAUCGCAGGGUACUACACCUUCACCGCCACGCUGCACAUCGUGCGCAGAGAGCAGCGAAGGAAGGGGCAGCCAUGCAGGGGGAAUCGUCUGCGGGUGCUGAUCUGCGUGCAGUCCCACUGCCAGCACAACAGCAAUCUGGAGACCGUGUCCUGGCUGGAGAGCGGCGGUGACCUUUUCACCAUCUCCGUCACCGGAGUCCUUUACCUGCAGGCUGGGCAGUACGCCUCUGUUUUCGUGGACAACGCUGCAGGCUCUCCCCUCACCGUUCAAAGCGGCUCUGAUUUCAGCGCCAUUCUGCUGGGGGUGUGAAAAGGCGCUGGGCACCACGCAGGGAGCUGAACCUGAGCCAGGAGCGGCCGGACCCUCCCCUCCAACAGCCACCGUCAUACCUCCCCUGCCCAGCACCAAGCCCGGG